CGGUCCACGAAUGCUACCCGCUAACGGCCGCCGUUUCUUCUACGCAUGCGCCACAGAUCCUGCGCGUGCGCUUUGGGCGGAAUGUGCUGCCGCCCGGCUGUUAGUACCCAGGGGUGUGGAGCUGCCGCCCAGCAGAGAUGUUAUCAUAAAGCUCCUUGCACGGCCUUCUAGCACAUCAUGAAGAUCCUGAAGCGUCCUCUCUCCAGAGUGCAUUCUCCAUCUUUUAUCCAACUCGUCAGAGCACAAGGAAGUCACCUGAAUAUGAAUGAUAACAAGUGGACUCCUUGAAGACUCUACAGGACUUAAUGGCUAAGUUGGAAAUAGGGUGAAAUAUUGGACCAGCCAGAAAUGUGCCCACGUUGAUCUUGUUGGAAUCCAAAGUGUGCAGACUGCAGGGAUGGUGCAUAAGGCAAAAUGAUGACUAGGUCAUCGCAGGAAGCAGACCUGCGCUGACCCUGCUGCCAAGUCCAGUACUCCCACAUGCCCCAUCACACUGAAGCCGAGCCGAGUGCUUUGAGGCUGGAAGCCUGAUGGAGGAGUUGGACAAUGAUUUUAAAGAACUCUGUGCUAACCUCUUGAGCAGGGUGAAGAAAAAGGCUGGAGAUGCUGAGGGAGGGAGGAAGGUUCAGAGCAGGACGAGGAGCACUGCCACAAAAAGCCAACUGAAAAAGAGCAAGUCAGCUGCUAAAAGCAAAAGCCAACCUGGGUCUUCUAUUGGAAAGGGUGUGGGGUGUCCAGGGCCCACCACCCCCAAUGGGCAGGCAUUGGGGCAUGAACCAGAAGGGGAAGCCACAGCGUGUGGAAAUGCUGGGCCUCCAUUGGGUGAUGGAAAUGGAGACCCUCCUUCUGUCACUCAGUUGCAUGCAAUGGCACCAAAGUGUAAGCAGAACAGCUUGGCAGGCAGUGACCUGCGGACCUGCUCCCAAACAGCAUCAUCCUUCACUGCAGCUGCAGAACCAGCAACCUCUACCUCAUCCCCUGCAAAGACGCUCCAGAUCUCAGGAACCAGGCUGCGGGUAGCAGAGCUGGUGCUGGAGAGGAUGCAGCAGUUUAAGAGAGUGGGACCAAAACAGCUGAAACACACCUUGGGCAGCAAUUUACCAGAGACAAUAACAGAUGGAAACAUUCUUAAUGCGAACCAAGAGAAGAACCAGCUGGGGAACGUGACUCUGGAUCUGCCUGUGAACGAGCCAGAUGUUGCUCUGUCAGUGGCCCUCCAAGGGGAGCUCAAAGAAGUAGCACCUGGAAGUUUGGAAGAGGCAGGUUUAUUUUUUUGUCAGCUCUGUCAGAAGGACCUCUCAGCCAUGAACACAACACGACGGGAGCAGCAUGUUAACAGGUGUCUGGAUGAGAUGGAGAAGUCACAGGUGCCCUCUUCCAGCAACCCCCCGAUUCCUGAGUGCCCCAUCUGUGGGAAGCAGUUCCACACGCCCAAAAGCCGAGCCAGUCACUUGAAACGCUGCGCUGUCAAGAUGGAGGUCCCUCCACAGUUGCUUCUCCAGGCAGUGCAGUCCCAGGCACUGGCUGUGAGUGAGGGCCCCCCUGUAGCACCCAGCAACCAGCUCAGCAGGUCAAAGCGAAAAGGCUCCUCCAAAGAGAAGGAGUCAAAGAAAAAGCGGAAGACCUCUAAGGUGGAGACCACUGAUGAGGAUCUUCUGGUUGCCAUGGCAAUGUCACGAUCUCUGCUGGAACAAACAAGGCAGGAGCAAGCCAAGUCGGUAACAAGCAUUAAACUGGAGAGUCCAUUGCCAAUUAAGUGGAAGCCUGGAGCAGAGAAAAAAAGGCGUAAAAACGCCCUCCUCCCUCCUCCUCCGUUGUUACUUCAGGAUCCAGAGACAGCCCAGAAACAGAUCCAAAACCGGAUGGCCAUGUUACUAACAGAGGAGGUGGCAUUCCCUAGCACCCCUCCACUCCCUGCCAGCAGGAUAUUGGAGGAUGGGCCUGGGAAGACCGCCUGGCUUUUAUCUUUGCCUAAAGACCAGCGUUCCACUUUAUGGGAGUGCAGUACUUUGACAGGACCCUGUGUCCCAGAGUCCUUCUAUGCAGUGGGAUUAACCCCUCAUAUUUUACCUUGGAAACCUGUGCAGAGUCAUACAUCAGGGACUCUUUUGCCAUCCGUGGGAUCUGACCAAUCACAAUUAUCUCAAGAGCGACAGACCAGCAGCGACCAUCCUGAUCCUCGUUCCAUAGGGCUUGGAAACAGAACUUCUGAUAAUCCCCAGGCAGGUCCUGAUGGAGAGCAACAGAUUCUUUCUGGCAGCCAGAAGGAUGUUCAGACUCUGCAGGACCUGGUGGAGCUGGCCGGGGAAGGACUUACUCUCACGCAAUGGAACUUGGACAUGGACCACACCAGGGGAGUGAAGCAAUGGAGGGGAGAAUCCGUGUCCAGCGACAUUCCACUGAGUGGCUUCGUCCCUCCGGCCAAGGAGAAGAGGUGCCAGGGCGGCAGCCUUGACACAUCCUCACUCAGGUCGCUGGCUGUGGAUUUCAGCGGAAUGGUCAACAACCCCCACCUAAGUGACGUGCAGUUCCAGGUGGACAGUGGGGAAGUCCUGUAUGCCCAUAUGUUUGUGCUUUAUGCACGGUGUCCACGGCUGACUGAAGUUGUUCACAGUGAAGGGUUCUUGGUGGAAGAGGAUGAGGAUGGGAAGACCCGUCGAGUGCUGCUGAGUGAAGUGACAGUUGAGGCAGCCCGGGCGUUUCUGCAGUACCUCUAUGCAGCUGAGACCACUGUCUCAUCCCAGGCGCUCUCUGAUGUGAGAGCUCUCGCUAUCAGGUUUGGGGUGAGUGAACUGAUCACUGUUUGUGGGAACAGCCCUGGGGAGAAGCAAGAGCAAGCUGGGGUGGACUCAGGAGAUGAUCUUUUCUCUGUGGAGGAAGAAGAGAAUUGUGAGAACAGAGCUGAGAACUUCCAGGAGCUCUUGAGGUCAAUGUGGGUAGAUGAAGAUGAGGAAGAUGUAGCUUUGCUAAAACCUAAAGACCAGGAAGACGACAAUGAGAAAGUGGCUGAGCAGGAACUGGAGGAAAUUUAUGAGUUUGUUGCCACUCAGCGAAAGAUUGUUCAAGGUGAAACAGAGAUGGAAGAAGGCUCAGGCAGCAGCACUGACAGUGAAACAGAGGAGGCCCAAAAUCUGAACCAACAGACUGAGAAUAAAGAGGUGAAGGUGUCUGAAUCUCCUUCAAUGAGGAGCAAAGUUAAAGAAUGGAAUGAGAAUUUUGACUUGGGAAGAUCCAGCUGUGAAUCACCUGGGCAGAAAAAAAAAAUCCCAGGUUUAAAUAGGAGUGGGACUACGAGUGUUACACAAAUCACUUCUGUGCAUUUGUUGGAUAAGCCUGGUGAGUCUAGUGAUGAUGUGGCUUCCCCUGGUGCAGCCUCUGAUGAAAGAGAAGCCUCUAAGAGAAUGUCCAAAGUUGUGACUGUUUCUAGAUCAUCUCAGGUUUCACAAGAUAAAGAAGAGGAUGGUGUCUGGGAAAAACUGUUCCUUAGCUGUCGACAAAAUGGUGCUGACCUCAAUAAAAAUGAGCUUUCCACAAUCCAACAGGAACAUAAUGACCCUGCGCCACUAAAUAAAGACCACAGAGAGUCAGGAGAGAUUACGAUUUUAACACAUAUUGAGGAAAAUAAUUCACCUGUUCACCGUCAGUCACAGAAAGACAUCCUGUCAGUUAGGAGUGAGUUGUGUAGCAGUCCUCUUAUGAAUCCUUGCACACUGGUUCUGCCAGCUGUUGGUUCAUCACCUGUGUCUCCAAAAUCAAAUAGGACAUUUUCCAGAGUAUCCACAGAAAUGUCUCCUGUAGCUGCAUCAAAGCGAAAUAAAAAUAAAAGACUUUUUCAGUCUGAUUGUGAAUCCUGCCAAAAAGCCAACGAACAGGCUGAUUCUUCAGAACUGGAGAAGAUCAGGAACGUGCUUUCUCCAGCAAAGUCUCCCCACGUUGAUUUUAAGAAGCAAAAACCUGUCCCAACAUGCUCAUCAUUGGGCCUGACCUCUCAAAAUGCUGCUUCUCAUGUGAACCAAGAGGCUGAUGUUAUUCUGUUGCUGGAUUCUGAUGAAGAAAUGGAGUUAAAACAAAUGCAGGAGAAAGCAGGUUCUGACUUUUCCCAGAGGGAAAUGGAAAUCUCCAGGCAAUUAGAUGUUAAUUGUAAGAAUGUGGAGCAUGAGGUACCAAAAUCAGGACCCUUCUCAGUUGCUGACAUUGAAAUAUGCCGGAGCCCGUUUCAAAUGUCACUAGGAAGUCAAGAUGAGGUGCCCACUGAGAAUGCUGCAAAGCUUUCAGAAGAGGGGCCUCUUAAUAACCAGGGAAGGACCUGUAUUGAUAGCAGACUGAAUCUGAGCCAUGAAGAGAGUUCUAGUGUGGACACCUCGUGGUUGGUGCCAGACACACCUCUUCUUACCAGAAGCAGGAACUGCUCAACUCAGACCCAGACAACAAGUUUUUGUUGUUUGAGGAGUCAAGGGUCUCAGCACAGGACUAAAGCUUUUUUGGUAAAUAAUAGUGACAAUAAACGAGCUGGGGAACCUAUGAAGAUUCCAGAGAUCACUUCAGAUCUGUUACUGGCAACAUCAUCACAAAAACAUUUGCAUCCAGAGAACUCUUCAGGCAGCAAAAAAUCCUCUCCUGACAGCCCGUUAGGUCGUUCUUGGAAGGCUUCUGUGCAAGUUUCUCCUGUGUCUCCAGCUCCACUCUCACCUGCCUGUGUCCGUGUGAAAGAGAAGUCUUCAGAAAGCCUGUCUUCGCCCAAGCGAGGUCUUCCAUUCCUGGAGCUGCCACUGGAGAAUAAAACCGACGUCAGUGUGGUUGAGGUAGAGGACAGUGAGGAAGAGAAGGAAGUGGUUCCGCUUCAUUCGAGUGGCAGCUUCCUGCUGGGUGAUGAACCCCCACUCCCAGUUGAUGAUGAAUGCUGGAGUGUCAAGCAUCUGUCGCCACUCAAAGAUAACGGUGAGGUGCUUGAAAGACUGGAUUAUGCAAAUACCAGCAGUCCCAUCCGUGGAAAACGUGACUCUCAGCAGCUCCAGUGGAAGAGCCCCGCCAGAGCCCUGGAAAUGACAGGUAGCACUCCUCUUCGAGGAAAUGCUAUUGACCAUAGAAAGACUUUGUUUGGUCAUGAAGAGACUCCGGUUGAGGCACAUCCUUCAGUGGUCAGUAGGCCAAGUUUUCUAAACUCAAAAGUCUGGGAGGACUGGGACAAAGAUGAACUCCCAGAGGUUCUUCCUCUCACACAGAGAGUGUCUGUUGCAGCAGCUGCCCAGAGUAUCCAGCCCCUAAAGACUCCCGAGGCUCCUUAUCACAAGAGAAACCACCCCCCUAGAGUUCCCAUAACACCCAUCCCAGCUUAUUCCAUCAUGGAGACCCCAGAGCUGAAGAAGCAACUGAACAGAUUUGGAGUCCGUCCUCUCCCAAAACGACAGAUGGUGUUAAAGCUGAAGGAGAUAUUCCAGUACACUCAUCAGAUCGUGUCCUCUGACUCGGAGGAUGAGAUCCCAUCCUCCCAGCCACCCCGACGGAAGACCUCUGCCAAGCUCCCCAGCCAGCCCCAGGCAGACUUGAUUGAACGGAGUGAAGAGAGUUCCAAAGCCCCCCGUGUAGGGUGCAAGCAGAAGCAGGGGGGUUCGGUCCCUUUCUUGCCAGUUCUGGGCAGUGGUGAUGCUGACAGCUCAGAGGGCCCCCCUACAGCAGGUUACCUGAGGACUAAGAAAAGAGAUGAAACUAAAGGCCACCCAGGAGGAGCCAGAGGGCUAAAGGGAGCUACUUUGUCUCCAGCUACAUCUCCAGUGAAAGAGUCUCUGGUGGGAGGUGCUGAUGGGCAGAUGCUGUCAGCAUCUCAGGAGUCUGCAGCUUCUUCUGUGGCUGGAAGUGACAACUCCUUUGGAUCACAGAGCUCUUCUUCCAAUGAGUUUGAGACCAAUGCCCUUACAUCUGAAGAGGACGAGGGGAUCCCAGCCUCUCAGGCUGCAGCCCGAGAGGCAGAUACGCUGGAGGCAGUGAGACGUUACAUCCAUUCCAACCCAGCCCUGUACCAGAAGAUCCUUUUUUACCAGCCCUUUGAACUGACAGGGCUGCAGGCAGAGCUGAAGCAGAAUGGCAUUAAGAUUUCCCUGGGAAAACUGCUGGACUUCUUGGACGCUCACUGCAUCACCUUUACCACGGCCGGGGCACGGAAAGAGAAGCAGCAGCAACAGGGGGGCAAGAAAAAGAGAUGCAAGCGAUUCUGACUGGAGCCUCCUCUCUUUCGCCUGCCGCCUUGGUGCAUUUGCACAUCCCCACUUCUGACUUGGAAACUCUUCCCAUUAUUCCCAAUGUUAGAGCUUCUUCACCUCUUCUGUUUUGUUACCAACCAUUCUUCCUGCCGUGGUAGAAUUUGCACACGCAUGCUUAUGCUGCUGGCGAUUCAGUAACUUAGGACAUUGCUGCCCCUUGUGGUCAGUUGCACAGAUGGCUUGGAACAUCUGUUCCCCAUCACUCUGCUGUAAAGCAGCAGAGAC
This is a messenger RNA of Pelodiscus sinensis (Chinese soft-shelled turtle), 6482 nucleotides long. RefSeq names its product SLX4 structure-specific endonuclease subunit (gene SLX4). The record is from RefSeq and is a predicted model, not a curated record. Gene Ontology annotation, biological process: DNA repair; DNA replication; resolution of meiotic recombination intermediates. Gene Ontology annotation, cellular component: Slx1-Slx4 complex; nucleus. Gene Ontology annotation, molecular function: DNA binding; protein binding. Lineage: Eukaryota; Metazoa; Chordata; Testudines; Trionychidae.